This is a messenger RNA of Cannabis sativa, 1458 nucleotides long. Its product is annotated as NAC domain-containing protein 54. The transcript has 4 exons. Gene Ontology annotation, molecular function: DNA binding. Gene Ontology annotation, biological process: regulation of DNA-templated transcription. The record is from RefSeq and is a predicted model, not a curated record. The coding region runs from base 87 to 1193 and encodes 368 amino acids. Lineage: Eukaryota; Viridiplantae; Streptophyta; Magnoliopsida; Rosales; Cannabaceae.
UUAGUUCACAUAUUCUACAGUUUUGUUUUCUUCUACCACACACUCACUUACUCUCUCUCUCUCUCUCUCUCUCUCAAAACACAACAAUGGCUCCAAUGAGUCUUCCCCCAGGAUUUAGGUUCCACCCAACAGAUGAAGAACUCGUAGCUUACUAUCUAGAUCGAAAAAUCACAGGUCAAACAAUUGAGCUGGAAAUUAUCCCAGAAGUUGAUCUCUACAAGUGUGAGCCAUGGGAUUUGCCAGAGAAGUCAUAUUUGCCGAGCAAGGACAUGGAGUGGUACUUUUAUAGUCCAAGGGAUAGAAAGUACCCAAAUGGUUCAAGAACAAAUAGAGCCACAAGAGCUGGUUAUUGGAAGGCAACCGGAAAGGACAGGGCGGUUCAGUCGCAACGCCGCCCCGUUGGGAUGAAGAAAACCUUGGUUUAUUACAGAGGAAGAGCUCCUCAUGGUAUCAGAACUAACUGGGUUAUGCAUGAGUAUCGUCUUCUUGAUGAUUCUCUUGGUGGCACUGUUUCUUCUACUUUAAAGGAUUCUUAUGCACUGUGCCGAGUCUUCAAGAAGACAAUUCAAAUACCAAAAUGUAACAAAGAUGAAGAAAAUCCAGACAAUAAUAACAUUAAUGGGAGAAAUAAUACAGAGAAGGAUAAUCAAUCAACAGCUCUUGUAAUAAUAAAUGAAUCAAAUCUUAAGAUUCCUCAUCAAAUUUCAAGAAGAGUAGAGAAUAAUAAUGAAGAUGAAUAUUAUCCCAAUAAUAAUAAUAAUAAUAAAUUUGUAUCAGAAACCUCUUCUUCAGAUCUCACUCAAGGCACACCAACUGAAAAUGGUGUCAUGGACGAUUUCCAGGCUCCUUUUGCUUCUGAUAAUGAAGCAAAUAGUUCUGCAGAUUUGUACUCUCUUGCUCUAAUCAAUUCUUCCUCCAAUCUUGUUCAGGAAAUGGAAAUGCCAAGCUAUGAAAGCCUUUACCAACUGGCUUAUCCACCCUUAGAACUUGAUGACUUCCCACAGAUCAACUUAGAAGAGAUGAAGCUUAUGAAGUCUGAAACGACAGAUGAAUGCAUGUCGUAUGAAAAGUUGAGGGAUUACAUGAAUGGAACAGUGGAAGAGAUUUUCUCUCUAUGCUCUUCUUCUUCUUAUCAUAACAACAUUAAUGAUCAAGACAACUCCAUUAAUGCUAUCUCAAUGCAACAAAAUUAAUAAUAAGACAGACAACAUUAAAACAGUACUUUACUGACAAAGAUAUAUAACUUCUCCUACAAUUAUAUUUUCAUAUAUAUACAUCGAUUUAUUGACACACAAUGUUAGAAAUUAAGUUGUGUUGGGGGCUAAAUUAAUAACCAUGUGAGAAAAAAUGGUUGUGGUUUAUUUUUCAAGCCAUGCACCAUACUAUAUAGGCCAAUAUACAUAUAGUGUUCUUCAACAUUCAUCGUUGAGUAGAAAAAAGUAUACGAACAAUUUUUUA